Messenger RNA from Leptopilina heterotoma, 1416 nucleotides. RefSeq lists its product as uncharacterized. The coding region runs from base 331 to 1245 and encodes 304 amino acids. The record is from RefSeq and is a predicted model, not a curated record. Lineage: Eukaryota; Metazoa; Arthropoda; Insecta; Hymenoptera; Figitidae. The transcript has 5 exons.
UAUUUCUAUCUUUUUAUUUUAAUAAUUUUCUAUUGAAUUUUAUGCACAUUUUUUAUAAUUACGAAUAUAUUUAAAAUUAUUCCUCUAAAUCGGAUCAAAAUUAAACUGAAAUACCGAAAUUUUCCACCUUUUGACAAAAAUUCUUUAUUCUUACUGUUGAACACCAUAACAAUACGGCCCUGCGAUGAGAACCUGGAGAGAAGUGUUGAAUAUGCGACACAGGAUACACAUGUGUAAAUGCAUCGUUUUGAAUUAAUCUAUCGUUUCUUUAUAAAGUUUUAUAAAUAAAGUUAAUGUGUUAAUAAAAAUUUUGAAAAUUCUCAUCUCUAAAUGGAUGCAAUUCAACGAAAACGUGAUAAAGCUCGUCUACGAGUAAGAAAAUUCCGAGCAAUAAAGAAAGCUUUACAGGAAAUUGAAGAACCAUCAAAUACUCAGGAUGAGUCCUUAAGUUCUUUUUCGAUAAAAAGUGAAGAUAUUGAUAUUGAAGAAAGUGGCCCUGAUUUACCAACGUCAAAUCCUUCGUCUAAUUUUGAAUUUGUGGAUUUCUCCAUUUCUGAAUUGCAACCAAUAUUGGCGAGAGAUUUUGAUUUAAUUGAUAAGGAACAGGACUCUGAGCCACAGAAAAAACGUAUUAAACCAGACGAGGAGGAGAGCAAUCGCUAUUCAUCUAACUUCCAAAAAUAUGUUGUUAAGGAAUUAAUUAGAAUUCGAUCGCAAUUGGAAGACAUACAACAUAGUCAACAGCAGCUGGCUAAUAAAUUAAAUUCCGCUGGUGUCAUUGAACCAACGCCAUUGGAUGCAAUUGACAAAUUUAUGGAAGAAUAUUCACUUAGUUUACCUUUUAAAUCCGUUGGGGAAUUCGAACGUUUCGAUGUCGCUUUGGCAUCAAAUGCAACACUUCGAGCUAAGUUUAUGGCUUCGUUGCUGGAUCUAUUCGACAGAAACCAUGUUGCAACAAAAACACUGGUAAACAUAAUGAAGAAAUACAUGUCUCGAGACGUUGCCCUAAGUUACACUGCUGUUAAACCCGUUAAAGAUAAAUACGUCUUGAAGGGAACAACUUUCUGCAAGUGCAUAAUAAGUGUACUUUUAAAAAAUCAUAUCGAUAAAAAUACCGGAACUAAAGCAACAGAACACAACUUAUUAUCAGCAUUAGGAUCUGUUUUGGCGAAUGCCAAGGACUGGGAAGGUUUCAGAGCUCGCCGAUCUAAACCUAAUGCUAUAAGAUAUGACAACGACUUUUAAUUAUUAAUAAUAAAUAUUAAUAAUAAUUACAAUAAUAUAUAAUUAACAUUACACGUAUAUAAUAUAUGUGUUCUAAUUCAUUUAUCUUAUGUGUAUUGUGUUUUUGACUUUAAUUGAAUGAAAUUGUAAUACAUUUUCAAUCAAAUAAAUGGUAUCGUUUGUAAUAUGAAA